This is a messenger RNA of Dalotia coriaria, 2428 nucleotides long. RefSeq names its product prolyl endopeptidase-like. NCBI's taxonomy places the organism in Eukaryota, Metazoa, Arthropoda, Insecta, Coleoptera, Staphylinidae. Gene Ontology annotation, molecular function: serine-type endopeptidase activity; oligopeptidase activity. The transcript has 9 exons. The record is from RefSeq and is a predicted model, not a curated record. Gene Ontology annotation, biological process: proteolysis. Gene Ontology annotation, cellular component: cytosol. Bases 1 to 2220 code for a protein of 739 amino acids.
AUGUUGAUCACACUCAGAAAUAUCGCAGUUUUACGCAAUCUUUCACGACUCCAUACAUUUAAAAACACUAUUUUUCUGCGGUCCAAAAUGACCGAGCAAACUAGAAAGAUGGUAUUUAAAUAUCCGGAAGCCAGACGCGAAAAACUAGUGGAAGAUUAUCAUGGAGUGCAGAUUCUAGAGCCCUAUAGAUGGCUGGAAGAUCCAGAUUCAGAAGAGACUAAGCAAUUUGUCAAUGCCCAGAAUGAGAUAACAGAGCCAUUCAUUAAUAAGUAUGAAUUCAAGGAGAAUAUCCAGAAGCAGUUGACUAAACUCUGGGAUUAUCCAAAGUGUUCAGCUCCAUAUAGAGAAGGAGAUUAUUACUAUCAAUACAAAAAUACUGGCCUUCAAAAUCAGAGUAUUAUGUAUCAAUGGAAUGCUGAUAAUCCAGAACCCAAAGUCUUCUUAGAUCCAAAUUUGUUGUCUGAUGAUGGCACAAUUGCACUGACAGCAGCUAAGUUUUCAAAUAAUGGCAAAGUUUUUGCUUAUGGGUUGAGUGCUAGUGGCUCGGAUUGGACCGAGAUCAAAUUUCGUAGUGUGGAUACAGGCAAAGAUUAUAAAGAGACUUUGAAAAAAGUCAAGUAUAGCACAUUCUCAUGGAUGCAUGAUAAUGUGGGUUUCUUCUAUGGAGCUUACCUUGAUAAAGAUGAGAAAGCUGAUGGUUCUGAGACUAAUGUGCAUGAAUUUCAAAGAUUGUACUAUCACAAGUUGGGUACAGACCAAUCAGAAGAUGUUAUGGUUGUUGAAUUUGAUGAUCCUGAACUUAGAAUCAAUUCAUGUGUGAGUUACUGCGGAAAUUACCUGGUGAUUACUGCCAUUAAAGGAUGCAAUAAUAAUUUAGUAUAUUUGGCAAAGUUGGAUGGCAAUAUUACUGAAAAAUUCAAUCUUAUUCCAGUUGUCACUGAAUUGGAAGCUGAUUAUGAAUAUAUUACAAAUAACGGUUCUAAAUUUUUCUUCCACACCAACAAAGAUGCGCCGAAUAAUCGUGUGGUUGUUAUCGACUUCGAGCAACCAAGUAAAGAAAACUGGCAGACAUUAAUUUCUGAAGAUCCCAAUGAUGUUCUGGUCUGGGCUAAACCAAUCAAUAAUGAUAAACUUGCCAUCUGUUAUCUUCGCGAUGUUAAACAUGCAUUAUCCCUGCAUAAAUUGGAAGACGGUAUGAAAAUCAUGGAUUUUAAUGUCGGUUUGGGAACGAUCAGCGAAUUCUCGGGAAUGCGUGAUCACAACGAGAUGUUCUUCACUUUUAUGUCUUUCCUUACCCCAAACGAUAUUUAUAAAGUAGAAUUUACAAAUGGUGGUGAAAGUCAAGCAGAGCGUUUUUACGAAACCAAUGUUGGCGAUCUAGAUCCCAGUCAAUAUGUGACCAAACAAGAGUUCUAUACCAGUAAAGAUGGCAGCAAAGUUCCGAUAUUCAUCGUACACAAGAAGGAUUUCGUCAUGGACGGGUCGCGACCAUGUCUAUUGUACGGUUAUGGCGGAUUUGGUAUCAAGAUGACACCUUGGUUUUGCGAUACAAGUCUGCUUUUCGCUAAUCAUUUCGAUGGAUGCUAUGCUGUUGCAAAUAUUCGAGGCGGCGGGGAAUACGGUGAAAAAUGGCACGAUGGUGGACGCUUUGCAAACAAACAGAAUUGUUUUGAUGAUUUCCAGGCAGCGGCAAAGUAUCUCGUUGAUACAAAGUACACAAAAACCGAUAAACUAGGGAUUUGGGGUGCAUCUAAUGGCGGUUUAUUAAUUGGUGCUUGCAUUAAUCAAGCACCACAUUUGUACUCUGCAGCUAUCUGUGAAGUUGGUGUACUAGAUCUACUACGUUUCCACAAGUUUACAAUCGGCCACUCUUGGAAAUCGGAGUAUGGAUCAUCGGAAACAAAGGAUGGGUUUGAAUAUUUGUACAAAUAUUCACCAUUGCAUAACAUCCGUGUGCCUGAAGGCGACACACAAUAUCCUGCUACGUUGAUGCUUACUGCAGACCAUGACGAUCGAGUCGUACCAUUGCAUACGUUGAAAUUUAUCGCUGAAUUACAGCACACAGUGGGGAAAAGUCCGAAACAAACGAAUCCAUUAUUGGCGUGCGUAGAAACAAAUACUGGGCAUGGAAGUGGAAAACCUACAAAUAAAAUGAUUGAAGAACUUACCAAUAUUCUUAGUUUUAUUGCUCUGACGUUGAACUUGCAAUAUCGAAAGUAAAGUAAGUGAUGAUGCAAUGGCGUCUGACUGGAAGUACAUGGAGAAAAAGUAGAUUGUUCUAGAGGGGGCUGGUAUACAUAUUUUACUUUCGGUACAUUCGGGGGAUGUUAACGUACUUAAAAACACUUAUUAUUAUAAACAAUUUGGUUGAAUUAUGUAACAUUAUAAAUACACAAUUAUCUUAUCAUACAUAAAAACAUAAAUACUU